ACUUCCGGUGUGCGUACGCCUCCUCUAGCGGCCUCACGUUAAUGGCGGCCUGCGUCUGCUGAGGGGGACGCAAAUAACCCUGUGAGCCCCGGGACAGUCCCCUGCCUCCUUCACUUCCGUUCGUCUCCAGUGCCCGAGGUCGGCAGCAUGUCGGUGGUGCCACCCAAUCGCUCGCAGACCGGAUGGCCCAGGGGGGUCAACCAGUUCGGCAACAAGUACAUCCAGCAGACCAAGCCCCUCACGCUGGAGCGCACCAUCAACCUGUACCCUCUUACCAAUUAUACUUUUGGUACAAAAGAGCCCCUCUAUGAGAAGGACAGCUCUGUUGCAGCCAGAUUUCAGCGCAUGCGGGAGGAGUUUGAUAAAAUUGGAAUGAGGAGGACUGUAGAAGGGGUUCUGAUUGUACACGAACACCGGCUACCCCAUGUGUUACUGCUGCAGCUGGGAACAACAUUCUUCAAAUUACCUGGUGGUGAACUUAACCCAGGAGAAGAUGAAGUUGAAGGAUUAAAACGCUUAAUGACAGAGAUACUGGGUCGUCAAGAUGGAGUCCUGCAAGACUGGGUCAUUGAUGACUGUAUUGGUAACUGGUGGAGACCAAAUUUUGAACCUCCUCAGUAUCCAUAUAUUCCUGCACAUAUUACAAAACCUAAGGAACAUAAGAAGUUGUUCUUGGUUCAACUUCAAGAGAAGGCCUUGUUUGCAGUCCCUAAAAAUUACAAGCUAGUAGCUGCACCAUUAUUUGAAUUGUAUGACAAUGCACCAGGAUAUGGACCCAUCAUUUCUAGUCUCCCUCAGCUUUUGAGCAGGUUCAAUUUUAUAUACAACUGAAUUCCUGCACAGUGAAGAAGUAAAAGAAGCCGUCUCUGUGAGCACAGCUAGUCACAGUAUAAAAUAAACAUGGUAGAAAAGUUUUUUUGGUUUAAUCUCUUUCUCAGUCCCUAAUUUGCCACCUACUUUCUAUUGUUUGAAUAGUAAAGUUAACAUGAAAACUAGGUAAUGGUGUAAACAAAUGUGAUAAUGCCUGAUUUACUUUUAGUUCUACUCAUAUUUUUUGUAUACCUUAAAGAAAAUGGACUUUGUUUUUUGUUUAGUUUUGUUUUUUAAUUUCACAUUAAACUUGUAAAAUUCUUACAGGUGAGGAUUGUUUUUUGUUUUCCCCCAGGCUAGUGAAUAUUGAGAGACAAUGUCUGGUUUAGGUCAGUCAAGUUUAUGGGACCCUUGCUCCAGUAACCAUUCUUGGGGGUAUACUCCGGGACCAUGUGCUAGAUUUUUAUGGUAAGGAUCUUCUAUUACUUUUGGGAACUAGAUUUGCUUGUUGGAGUCCAAGGUACAACUCCUAUACCAAGUUUUAUAUUCUAAUGAGUUGUAUUACAGCAGGAUUCUCAGUAUAUUACUGACUGGUACAUUUUAUACUGGUAUGUGCAGACCUUAGUUCACAAGCAACAGACCUUCAACAUAUGGGAAACUGUUAAAAAUUGACUAGGUCAGGGAAAGUCAUGGGAGUCAGUGUAAGAGACCCAUCUAGAGCUCAGAUGGACUUUUUUCUUGCACAUAUUGGAGGAUUAAUUGUGCUAUUGUGGAAUUAUGUGUGUGUGAUUCUUGGGGCCAUAGUAAAAAUGGUGAUCUGUGAAGGAGGUUUCUAAAAGUGGGUGUUAGGUUUUUGAAUUCUUGGAUUGCAAAGUUUGUUAUUUCAAUUAACUUGAAGUUAUAUCCUUAGAAAUGAAAUUUGGUUUUAGCAAGUGACACAAAAGCCUUUCAAAAGUAUUGGAAUAAUUUGAAUCAACUGAAAUCUAAGGACCGGGUAGGGGAUGGAUUUUGUUAGCCUUAAGAAAAAAAAAUGCCAAGUUGUAAAAGCUCUUUAAAGCACUGCUAAAAUAGGAUCAAAUUUGGGGAAUAAAAGAAGAAUCUUAGGGCAUAGGAAUUUGUUGUCUAUGUCAUUGCUUAAUGGUCAUAAUAUAUUAUGUAUGCUUUUUUGCAAAGUUGUUGUCUACAGGCCUAAUGUAAAGGUAAUCUUGAAGACACAGCUACUUAAAGAAGAGAGAUUGGUAUAGUUUUAAUAGAAAUGUGCUUUUUAUUGGUUCUUACAUCUUUAUGGUACUGAUUACAGAACUAUUCUGAAUAUUGGGUGAUGUGAAAGGUGUUCCAUAAUAUUCUUUCCUAUUUAGACUUGAGAAAAACAGACCAAGAGCAACUAUAUUUAUAAAGGUGCAGGUUUAUUUAGUUGAGGUUCUGUCAAAUCUUCACAUGGCUGAUUAUCAAGUAGUGACUGUGACCUUGCCCACAGUAGUGGUAGGUGAAUACCAGUCUCCAGGACCAAAAAUGACCAGUGAUUUCCUUUGAAAAAGCUACUAGUUCUGUGGAUAGUCCCUUUCCCUCAAGGGCUAACAGCCCUGCCCCUCUGGUUUAUAUUAGCGUAUUUCUAACUUAGUCUAAUUUUCCUGGUGAGCUCAGUGAUUAGCUGAGUCCUACAAGACUGGGGAAGGCAGAGAUGGAGACAAAAGCUUGACACAGCCCACCUUCCGUGAUUGCUUCUGGUAGCCAGUUGAAAAGCUGUGGUGACCACAUUUCAGAUGUGUUGGUUCUUGUAAUUUGGGGAGGGCAGAAAGAAGUGGACUUCUUGGUGAUUUAUAAAGUGCUGAGUGUUUAAGUUGAAGAGUCAUUUAAUUUGAAGCCCUCACCUCCUUUGUAACUUAAGCUUUGACCUAGAAAUUCUUUCUUCAUCACUGCUUCCCGAUGUAAGUACUUGAGUCAGUCAUCUAUAUGUAGGGGCCUUGGUGAGAAAAACCUUUGAGUGUAACCUUAGAGUGUAAGACAUCUGGUUCUGAAUGUAAAAUUCAUAAAACACAAACAGUAUUCAGACUGUAUUUGAACUGGUCAGUUACAAUUGUAUCCCCAACUCUCGUUUUAGGUUUCUUGAUGGAAAUAGUAGCACUAGGGAAAUUCAAAUCUGAUGUAGUCGUAUAGCAUUAAAAGCAGGUACAAGGGCACUAUAUAACACUAAGCUCUUUUGAUGUGUUAUGUUCUUACCACUUCUUCUAGAAAUAAUAGCAUUAAAUUGUACAUUCCAUUCUCUACAAACUAAAUACUGAAUACUUGUAAAGUGAGCUCUCUUGAUGAACUGACUUACAUUUUUUAAUGCCUUCUAUGUUCUAGGUUUGUUUAUAAAUGAUAGCCUUCUUUUGCAUAUGUGUAACUACAAUAUAUGUCAUGAUUUUCUGAGUGAUCCAAGUUGUGCAUAUUCUAUAUAAAUUUACUAAGUGACUCCUUAGGAAAAUAUUCAGUAGGUUGAGUGAAAAAAACUAAAGCUUUACUCAAGUUUUAAAUCAUAUGUAGAAUUGACAUCCCUUUAAAGAAAGUGAAAUUUUUUUUCCCUAAGCAGUAAAGACUUGUGAUUUUUAAAAAAAUAGAUAAUACUUAAAAUGACAUGAUAAUUUUACAUGUGAAGUUGUACUUUUUAACAGCAGAUCUGGAAGAUUUUUUUAUUAUCAUCUUACUUUAACUAGCGUUAUACGGUUCAGUUAUUUUGGAUUUUAGUAAGAGUUCUAUUAAGUUAGCAUUUUAUUUGGAUGAAACAUAACCAGAUUAGCCAGUUUAUUUUCUUCCAUGCUUCAUUAGAACUGAGAGGUAGAGGUCCUCCAAAUUCAGCAGACCAGCAAACGAUCAGCUUAAAGUUCCCUUUCUUAAAUGAUACGUCUUAUUCUCUAAGGUUUUUAAAUGACUAUUUUUUUUAAGUACCUGCACUUGAGAUGAAAUGCUUGGAGUAAUUAAUUGGAGUUCCUCAAACUUAAUGUUUUUACUAGUUCAUAGUGUUUGGGACAGUACAUGCUGAUCACUAAGAUUGCUUCAAAGUGUGUACAGUUUUGUAUGUUACAUCACCAGAGAAGGCUUAGUGGUUCUUGACUAUAAUACAAGUCGACUUUUGUAGCAUAAGGUAUGAUUUCUCAUCAUUUCACUUGUUUCAUGUCACUUAUUAUUUGGGUUAAACUGGACUCAUUUCGAGCAGUUUGCCUUUGUUUAAAUAUGUGAUGAGAAAUGUAAUACUGUAAUUUGAUUUGAGCCAUAAAGCAUUUAAAUAUUAGUUCAUGUUUAUUAAGCUUGUUUCUGUGAAAAAACUGACUAAAACCUAAAUAAGUCUAGAUUAAAUCAGUUAAGGUAUCAUUUGUAUUUUAGUGAUAGAUUGUAUUGUGAAACUAGACAUAAAUUGGGGAAAAUAUUAUUAUACUGUUGUGUUGAGGGAAAGAUCAGUGCAUUUGAAAAUUUUUGGUUACUAUGUUCACAUAAAAGUGUAUGAGCAUCAUUUAUAGUUUGGCUUUGAAAUUUUUUGUGGCAUUAAGUUAAUAGAAAUGUAUUAAAACUGGAAUUUUAGUUAUAUUUUUAUAUUUGUAGAGUAAAAGUUUGAUUAAAAUGGUCAGUGUUCUUUUUAAAUUUUAUUUCAUUUCAAUUAAUAAAACAGAAUGACUCUGUG
Molecule: messenger RNA, 4468 nt
Organism: Manis pentadactyla (Chinese pangolin)
Lineage: Eukaryota; Metazoa; Chordata; Mammalia; Pholidota; Manidae
Gene: NUDT21
Product: nudix hydrolase 21
Exons: 7
Coding region: 148-831 (227 amino acids)
Cellular component (GO): mRNA cleavage factor complex
Molecular function (GO): mRNA binding
Source: RefSeq, a predicted model, not a curated record